ACUGCUGCCCCGAAAUGUCAUACCAAGAAUACUGGACUGUCAGUGAAGGUCCCGCAAUCCGCACUCAAACGUGCAGAGAAUGCAGAAGGACAAUCUACAAGGAUGAGCAUGUGAAGGUCAGGGACGGGAGGAAAAUACGUCUCUUCUACCACCCAGAAUGCUUCUCUGGGGACGCAGAUCCACGAACUCAAGCCGGGUCAUCAUAUCAUGAUCCCCGAUACAGUACCGCUAGACUAGCACCUACUGCUCCUCCUGUCAAGGGGCAUGGCAAGUGGAGUGUCAAUCAAUAUGGCUACAGUCCUAGUUUGAGUUACGGAUAUGGUCAAAGAAGCACCUCUGCGAGGGCCAAUGCAGCAAAGGCUGCUGAUCUUCAGACUUUUGAGACUAAAGAGAAGUAGAAUAGGAUCGCUGUUAACCUUGUAAAAAAACACAGCGUGUAAACAUAAAGCUUCUUGGGCUCUCCAAGGACUUGGUCAGCUGACUGCCUGCUUAGUCAUGUGAAACU
Spizellomyces punctatus DAOM BR117 is the source of this 505-nucleotide messenger RNA. RefSeq lists its product as uncharacterized. The record is from RefSeq and is a predicted model, not a curated record. The transcript is spliced from 2 exons. The coding region runs from base 15 to 398 and encodes 127 amino acids. Lineage: Eukaryota; Fungi; Chytridiomycota; Chytridiomycetes; Spizellomycetales; Spizellomycetaceae.